AUGAUCAUGAAGUCUGCGUUCCUUUUGAUAGUUUUCGUAACUUCUGUACAUGGUGCUAAACGGCUGAAAAGAGAUUUCAUGUUCGUGACGGAUACCAAUGGAACCGAUGCUGGCUGUUUUGCGGACUGUAAUGAGAAAUACAAGCAUGAUUUCGAAUACAGUUUCAACAUGAAUACAACAGACUUCUAUGAUUUUCCUUUCCAUCCUAUCGUUCUGCGCUAUUCAUCAUUUCUCCUGUUUUGUCGCUUGGCUCAACAAAGAACUGAAUGUUACCAGAACAAAUGCGGUGACACGAUGGCUGAUACAAUGUUUAGCCCGUCUAACUUCAUCUGCAGUUUCAAGAAAACACUUUUUAUGGAGGUUCGACCAUGCUUGGCGGAAGCUGAGCCAAAGUCAUUCCUUACUUGUGAUAAAAAAUGCCAAGAAAGUGUAACAAAGAAAGAAGAGAAUGACGGAGAAGAACCACGAAAAAUUUAUUCCAUGACGGAGAUGGAAGGAUACGAAGUAGAAUUGGACAAGCUUUGCACUUUCCAAUCCUGUUAUUUACAGUGUGUUGAGCCUAUCCUCAAAGAGACUUGUCCAGCAGAACUAGCUGCCAAAAGUGUGGACUUGCUGAAAUCUUUAGUUCAAUGGCAUGCUGGUGACAUAAAUGAUUGGCACAUGCUGAAUGAUAGACAAUCUCAGCUACCUGAGAGUUGUCAUCAACUGGCAAUUAGUCGACUAGUAAUUGAUAAAACAGAUCCAAUUUUACAAUUAUUUGAAAGAUAUUAG
Molecule: messenger RNA, 771 nt
Organism: Auanema sp. JU1783
Lineage: Eukaryota; Metazoa; Nematoda; Chromadorea; Rhabditida; Rhabditidae
Source: the annotation of a GenBank genome assembly